Molecule: messenger RNA, 387 nt
Organism: Raphanus sativus (radish)
Lineage: Eukaryota; Viridiplantae; Streptophyta; Magnoliopsida; Brassicales; Brassicaceae
Exons: 2
Coding region: 1-387 (128 amino acids)
Source: RefSeq, a predicted model, not a curated record
AUGGCUGCAGCUCAGCAGGUUCCGCAGGGUCCUCAGAUUCAUGUGCAGCAGGGUCCGCAGAUUCAUAUGCAGCAGGUUCCGCCAGUUCAGGUUCAGCAUGAUCAUCAGGUUCCAGCUCAGCAGGCCCCAGCGCCACAGUAUCCGCAGGUUCCUAUUCAGCCAGUUCCAGGGGUCUUCCAGGUUCCACCACCGCCGCCUGCUUUUCCAAUGAAGUAUGUGAAACUUGGAGCAUUUCAGUGGUACCACAGACCCUACACUUGCUCACGAUUGGAGGCACAGUUGGAUAAGUGUUUGAACACUAUCUCAUGCCCACCAAGGCACAAGCUAGGAUUGCUGAGUUGUAUUUGCGCGGAGAUGCAGCAGUGUGGUGGGAUGGAGUGCGAGUGA